Molecule: messenger RNA, 2607 nt
Organism: Purpureocillium takamizusanense
Lineage: Eukaryota; Fungi; Ascomycota; Sordariomycetes; Hypocreales; Ophiocordycipitaceae
Exons: 2
Coding region: 38-2491 (817 amino acids)
Biological process (GO): endoplasmic reticulum to Golgi vesicle-mediated transport; retrograde vesicle-mediated transport, Golgi to endoplasmic reticulum; regulation of ER to Golgi vesicle-mediated transport
Cellular component (GO): Dsl1/NZR complex
Source: RefSeq, a predicted model, not a curated record
UCACCAACCUGGCAUCACCGCUUCAAGCCAUGGAAAGAUGGCGACUUUUCCGGAAAUAGCCAGGGACACGUCCCUCGACAUUCGUGUAGAGGACUUUCUCGACGACAAACUCCAGUCCACGGCCGACCUCGAGACCUUAGACGAGCUGAUCGCUAGCGUCGACUCGCAAUGCAGCCAGCUCCGAUCGCAGCUUGAAGAUGCCGCCAAGGAGCUCGAGGAGGCGCGCAACACGGCGCAAAGCCGCCACGGAUCGCUGCAGGCACGCAUUGAAGAAUUCAAGAAGCUUCAGGACAGCAUCGACGUGCGCGUCAAGAUCGCUGCCGCGUCAGACGCCCCUAGCGAAGCCAUCGCCCGCCUCCAGAACCCCAUGAAGAAGCUCCAGGCCGUCGAGCUCGCCCAGAAAUACUUGGUCCUGCUGCAAGAUGUGGAGAAGCUGCGCGCAGAGGCGCGGGCGCGUCUGCCAGGAGACCCUAAGGCGGCCCUGGGCCCGUACUCUCAGCUCAAGGAGGUUGCUUUGCGGCUCCGGUCCGCCCAGGAUGGCGAGCAGCUGUACCUCGUGGACCACGUCGAGAGCGUCACCGAGUCGCUGUGGAACGAGAUGAAGAAGACCAUGUCGGAGGAGCUGGAGGCUGUUCUCGUCAAGCGAUACUGGCCGCGGGUCGACCCAGACUCGGAGAUGGACGACGAAUGGUUGGCCUGCAUCGAGAAGCUCCUCGACCUGCAGAUGCCCGAGAUUGUGCACAGCGCCGAUGUCGUGUCACUUUUGCCCUUUGACGUCAUGGCACACAUGUUUGUGGCCGAGUUCCGCUUCCACUUCCUGAGCGACAAGCCCACGAGCAGCCUCCAGUCGGUGUCGACGCACUGCUUUCCCUGGUUCCUGACGACCAUCGAGAAAUGGGAGGACUUCUUCCGCGACAAUCUAGGUCACCUGCUUGCAGCCAAGCUUCAAAACACGGCUGCCGCCUCGAGGCCGGUCUAUCUGGACCCUGUCUGCGCACUGGUGACGGCUAUGCUGCCGGCCAUGCGGGAAAAGGUGCGCAGCGUCGUGGAGGAGGCGAUCAAAAGUCCGCCAUUCUUCAGCAGCUUCAUGUCGCAACUCAUGACCUUUGACGAAAACGUCCGGUCGCGCUUCAACUACGACGGAGGCGAUCCGGAGAACGGCUGGCCCGGCUUGGCGGCUGAAGUCUUGGCCGAACACUUUGACACCUGGUUCAAGAUGGAGCGCGACUUCGCCAUGGAGCGCUUUGAAAAGUUGCUCGAGUCGCAGGACGCACGAAAGAUUGACUACGACUAUGCCGUCGACGGGAAGAUGAAGCCGACAUUUGCCGCCGUUCACGUCACGGAUUUGCUCAGGGUAGUGACAACCAAGUACGAGCGACUCCGAAAGCUUAGGCAUAAGCUGCGAUUCCUCACGGACAUCCAGCUCGACAUCCUCGACGGUUAUCACGACCGGCUGCGCGGGUCCCUCGAGGCCUACCAGUCCAUCACGUCGACGCUGGGGCGGACGCUGCAUGGGGCGACGAGGGAGCAGCUCACGGCCCUGGAGGGCACGGGCGCCCUGGAGACGCUAUGCAAGGUGAUCGGAAGUGCAGAUCAUGUUGCAAAUACCCUGAGCGAAUGGGGCGACGAAGAGGUACGUCGCACCGUGGCUCUUGAGCGUGCGACCGGCCAGCUAGCUAAUCGAGUGCAGUUUUUCGCCACGUUGUGGGAGGAGUUGCAGGCCCGCGACACGAAACGAAAGCGGCUAAGCGGGAUGAGCGAGGCGUCGGAACACGACGGCGCCCUGAAUCGCGUGUCCAGCAACCUCGGACCUGGGAGCGAGGACAGCGGCAUAUUCGAUGAAACGGUUGCGGCAUACACCAUGCGCCGAAAGAGCGCAGAGCAACUGCUCGUCGGCGCCUUGGCCGAGUCCCACGUAAAGGCCUUGCGGUCAUACCUGCAUCAGGUCCAGUGGACGACGGUCGGGGAGACGGCCGUGCUUGAUGAUCCAUCGCACCUGUCCAUCACACCGGAGCUCGACGAGCCCUUGCGCAUUCUCAAGCGCAACUUGGAUUUCUUGUCCCGAGCGCUGUCUACGGCGUCGUUUCGACGCGUGUGGUAUGACGCCCUUGACAAGCUGCAGGACACGCUCUGGGGCGGCGUUCUGUUCAAACAGUCCUUCACGACGCUUGGUGCGGCGCAGUUUGCGCACGACGGGACCGCCAUUUUCGCACUCGUGGAUCAGUACAUCCCUGGUGGUUCGACGGCGCUGGAGGCGCUGCGCGAAGGCAUGCGACUGCUCAACCUGCCCACGUCGGCGGACCCCACCGCGGACGGAGGCGUCGCGCCGGGCGUCGCCAUCACGCUCAAGGACGCCAGCGACCGCGCCUUCACCGACAACGACGCGGCGCGCAAGGUGCUGGAGGAGCUUGGACUCGGGGCGCUGACGCCACUCAACGCGCGGCAUAUCCUGCAGCGGCGCGUUGAGAACAAUGAGAACAUUGGGUGGUAGAGAAACACGGCUGCUUUUCCUUUUGUAUAUACAGUCCCGAAGAGGCGGCGUAUGUGCCAGGGUAAGCCAACGAAAUACGAUGUCUACAACAUAUGCCCCCAAAUUCACUGUUGAAG